Messenger RNA from Diaporthe amygdali, 1944 nucleotides. RefSeq lists its product as uncharacterized. Lineage: Eukaryota; Fungi; Ascomycota; Sordariomycetes; Diaporthales; Diaporthaceae. The transcript has a single exon. The coding region runs from base 1 to 1944 and encodes 647 amino acids. The record is from RefSeq and is a predicted model, not a curated record.
AUGGACUCCAUGGGCCAGAAGGUAAACACGCGGACGAGGAAGAUGGGCGGAUCCAUGGUGUGGUUCCCUCGCGGACUAGCGUUGGAACGGUACAGCACGAGAAUCCGUCCUGAAGUCGAAGGCAUCCUGAAUAACAUCGAAAUACCGGAAGGCGAGAAGUUAAUCAUCAAACUGUACAUGAUCGGACGAAGCGAGCAGAAAGCCAACCCGAUGAUUAUGAUCUGCUGUUCCGACAAGGCGACACGAAAGGAAGCCGAGGCAUUAAUUCGAGAAAGUGGGCUGCUGGAUAGACAUGAAAAUUCCGGAUUUGGACUUGGUUCGACUGGAUUCCCCUUAGAGUCUACUUUCCUCCCUCGUCCUCUCGGCAAAGAGGCUCACUCAGAGUCCAAUCCAUCUACGAAAGAGUUCAUGAGAACCGAGAUAUAUGGCUUAACUGAGCCGGGUAUCGGAAGGAAAUUAUGUUUCGUUACUUCAAGCCGUAGUGGCCAGACUGUUCAGUAUGCAACAGGUGGACCAAUCAUGCGCCUUGGGGACCAAUUCUGCCAGUUAACGGUUGCUCAUGCUAUGAAGCACGAUCUUGGUCCGGAAUCGCCAACGGCGCAUGAAUUGGACUCAGAUGAGUGUGAAUUCGACGGACAGUCCGACGAGGAGGAUGAUGAGCACCUCAUCCUCAGUAGGGCCAGCCUCAGUCCCCGGGACUCCAUGAGAGACGUGGAUCCCGACUCAGAUCAGCAGGAUUCGCAGCCUUCCUCGAUCUACUCGGACCCGAAUCCUGAGACACCAUCACUUGAAAGUCUGAAAAUCAGUGAAACACAGCAGCCUCUCAAAUCGGUGCGAAUGGGACAGAUAGAUGAGGAUUGGAAAUCGUCUACUCGAUUAUGCUGGUUUUCGACGCCAGUUGGUUAUAGUAGGGAGCUGGACUACUUUUUGAUCGCACUGCCAACAGAGCCGUCCGAGUUGGCCAAACGAUCUAAUCAGAUAACAAUCGACGACUCGCCAAAGUCCCGGACGAUUCAGGUUGACAACAUCGCAAGUGUCAGGAACCAAGACAUCAGCAUCUUGGCGAUUACAUCUCGAGGAUCCAUCCGUGGAACUAUUUCAUCACAUCCGACGUCGUUCAAAGCCGCUGGAUCAUCUUCAUUCCAGCAGUUGCUGACAGUUCUGCUCUCAAAAGGACUAAUGGAGGGAGACUCCGGCUCGGCCGUCAUCCAUGCCCAGACCGGACAUUUCUACGGCCAUGUGGUUCUUGGAUUCGAGAGUGAUUGUGUGGCGUAUGUAUUGCCUUCGCCAGAUAUAAUGGCUAAUAUAAUUAUCGUGGAUCGGCAAUUACCUUCAUUCUACCGCGCCGACGAGUAUGAGAGGUCAAAUUCACCACCGACGGCGCAAUUCCAUCACACGAUAACGAAGAGUGGGUCAACAUUGAGCCACGAUACCGCGCCUUCAUCUCAUGUCGGCCGUUCGCGCAAGACUGUCAGGUUUGGCGAGGAUACUUCCUCCCGGACUAAAUCUUUAGGUUCUUCGAACCUAUGGAGUGGUUCGGACGCUAGUUCAUCGAGCAAGGGCAUCACCUACUCAGGAGCGGGACAGUCUGGUCGUCAGACAGAUUCCCUGCAUGAGACGAAUCUUCUUCGAGAGAUGAUUCAAAAAUAUUUACACGACGCCUCAGAAGCGAAAGCGAAAGCGCAGAAUCUCGCAGAACAGCUUCAUCUGAGAGAAGACAAAAUAACUUCCCUGAACGACAGAUGCGCCCAACUGAUUAAAGAGAAGGAGAGCUUGAAAAUCAAGCUGGCGACGCUCGACAAACACGAGGGUGAAUCCAGGGCACUUCAUAGAGCCCUGUCUGAUGCUCAGAGGGAGGUUGAGAGACUGAAGACUGAAGUGCGAAAAACGCAUCCGGAGAGUCAAAACAUCCACGAUGAAAGCGAAUUUAUGCUACGCUACUAA